ACUCUUAAUCAAAUUGUUUUGUUUCUCAUACUUUUUUGCUUUUUAUUUUUAUUUUUUAUUACACUGUAUUUAUUUAUUUGUUUUCAAUGGUUCAACGCCGUGUGUUAAUGCUUGAUCUUUAAGGAAACUUCUACUUAUUUUUCAAGUAAAGGAUUUGAUUGGAUGAAGUGAUUGUAAUGAAAUUCUGUUCGAGUUUAAUGCUUUUCCCAGGCUCUGAAUGUGAUAUUUAAUGGAAUUUUUCUGCGGAGCAAUGGAACAACAGUCAGUUCUAACCCUGAAUUUGUCUUUCAGGAGCCUAGGAGCAACCGUAAUGGUUCACAGCAGCUCUGACGAGGAUACUGAUGUUAGUGAAUCUGAAAUUAACGAGUAUGAAGAUAAAGCUUAUGAAGAACUAAAGAAUGGAAGUCAGAAUGUGAAAACCUCGGAUGAGACUUUCACUUGUCCGUACUGUCCUAAAAAGAGAAAACGAGAUUAUUUAUACAGGGAUCUCGUUCAACAUGCUUCUGGGGUGGGUCAGAGUAGUUCACAAAAGAGAAAAAAAAGAGACAAGGCUAAUCAUAUGGCUUUAGUGAAGUAUUUGGAGAAAGAUCUCAUGACUGUUGAUGUUCCAUCAAAAGAUUCAAAACUGGCAGGUGAAAGUGAUCCUUCUGUUGAUUCUGGUGAACAGUUUGUGUGGCCUUGGAUUGGAAUUGUAGUUAAUAUUCCCACUAGAUGGACAGAAGAUGGACGAUGUAUUGGCGAGAGCGGUAGUAGGCUGAGGGAUGAGUACAGAAGCAGGGGUUUCAAUCCAGUUCGAGUCAAUCCUCUAUGGAAUUUCCGGGGUUUUUCUGGAACUGCUCUUGUGGAAUUCAAUAAAGACUGGCUAGGCUUGGAUAAUGCCUUGGCAUUUGAAAGAACAUAUGAAUUAGAUCAUCAUGGGAAAAAGCAUUGGUUUUCUAAUUCUGAGCAGAAGUCUGGUCUUUAUGCAUGGGUUGCCCGAGCAGAUGAUUACGGAAUGAAAAAUAUCUAUGGAGAACAUCUGCAAAAGAUGGGCGAUAUCAAAACCAUAUCAGAGCUAAUGGAAGAAGAAGCUCGAAAGCAGGAUAAACUUGUAUCAAAUUUGAAUAACAUUAUUCAGGUCAAGAACCAGCACUUAAAAGAGAUUGAAGUGAGAUGCGAUGAGACUACGAACAAAAUAAACCUUGCUAUGAUGGAGAAAGAUAAACUCAUUCAAGCUUAUAAUGAAGAGAUAAAGAAAAUACAAUCAAGUGCUCGGGAUCACCUAAAAAGGAUUUUUAUUGAUCAUGAAAAGCUUAAAAUGAAACUGGAAUCUCAGAAAAACGAGCUUGAGUUGCAGAAAAUUGAAUUGGAAAAGCGUGAUGCACAUAAUGAAAGUGAAAGAAAAAAGUUGGCAGAAGAAAUCAAAGAGAAUGCAACAAAAAAUAGCUCUGUUCAGAUGGCUUCUCUGGAGCAAAUGAAAGCUGGUGAAAAUGUUAUGAAACUGGCUGAAGAUCAAAAGAGGCAAAAAGAACAACUCCAUGCUAAAAUCAUUAUGCUUAAGAAACAACUUGAUGCAAAACAAGAGCUGGAGUUGGAGAUUCAGCAAUUAAAAGGAUCAUUAAAUGUGUUCAAGCACAUGAAAGAUGAUGAAGAUGCAGAAGUUCUGAAGAAGGUAGAUACUUUACAAAAGGAUUUAAGAGACAAGGAACAAUCACUUGAAGACUUAGAUGAAUUGAACCAAACUCUAAUCAUUAAAGAGCGUGAGAGUAAUGAUGAGCUGCAGGAAGCUCGACAAGCAUUGGUUAAUGGCAUUAAAGAGUUACCAUCUCAUGGCAAUAUUCGUUUGAAGAGAAUGGGUGAACUUGACACUAGACCAUUCCUUCAAGCAAUGAAGAAAAUAUAUAAUGAGGAAGCUGAAGAAAAAGCUUCAGAACUGUGCUCAUUGUGGGAAGAGCAUCUAAAGAACCCAGAUUGGCAUCCAUUCAAAGUUAUCAUGGUUGAAGGGAAAGAAAAGGAAAUCAUUAGAGAUGACGAUGAAAAGCUGAAUGGGUUGAAAAAUGACUUGGGUGAAGGGGCAUAUAAAGCAGUGGUACAAGCAUUGUUAGAGAUAAAUGAACACAAUCCUAGUGGGCGAUACUUAACCUCAGUAUUAUGGAACUACAAAGAGGGAAGGAGAGCAACCCUGAAAGAAGGAGCACAAUUUCUGUUGAAGCAAUGGAAAAUUCUUAAACGCAAGAGGGGAAUGGCGUGAAGGAUGAUUGUAUAUAACUAUCUUAGUUAGCUAGGUUACUUAAUACUUACUACUUUUGUCUUCUGAACUGCAUACCUAUCUAUAGCUAGAUCAAAGGAAAAAAAAAAGCUUUUGGUAUGUGGCAUAGGUGCUUAUAAGUAAAACGGUAAAACUACUUGGGUUACUUUUCUCAAGAAAUUACUGGUUGAUUUCACAUUAUUCACCAAUCACCACCCCACCCUCUAGUUGUAUGACUUUUGUUGUGAUGAUCAGCAUUGAACAUUUGCAAUGGAUCGGCGAAAAUUAAU
This is a messenger RNA of Cajanus cajan (pigeon pea), 2517 nucleotides long. RefSeq names its product protein INVOLVED IN DE NOVO 2. NCBI's taxonomy places the organism in Eukaryota, Viridiplantae, Streptophyta, Magnoliopsida, Fabales, Fabaceae. The record is from RefSeq and is a predicted model, not a curated record. Gene Ontology annotation, biological process: gene silencing by siRNA-directed DNA methylation.